AUGUAUUUAGAUGUGGAUGGAGGAGCAGUGAAAGUAGAUGGUGCCAAAGGAUCACCUCCGUCAGCUGACUACAAGGUUUGUGCCACAUAUAUGGAUGGGCUCAGGGCGACGGCAGUUUGUCCUGUUGGUGGUCCGAGAGCUGCGGAAAAAGCCAGAAGAACAGCAGAAAGCAUUAUUAAAAGGACCCAGCGAAUUUUCAAACAGCUGGGUUUGGAGGACUAUGCUGAAGUCAACAUUCAAGUUCUGGGUGCUGAGGACACAUAUGGACCACAUGCGGUCGAUACAAGUCCUCGUGAGGCUGUGGUUUGGAUGACUGUCCAUCACAAGCAGAAGAAAGCGCUGGAGCUUUUCUCCAGAGAGGUGGCACCAGCGGGAACAGGCAUGGCUCCAGGACUCACAGCUAUUGUGGGAGGACGACCAAGAAUAUCGCCAGUGCUGAAACCUUUCUUUUUCCUGCACCCCAAAGCAGAUCUGGAGGUGCACAUUCAUGUGAAUGGGGAGCUUGUGGAGACACACAGAGAGGCAGCAUUAGAGCCUUCAUUAGCUGAAGGACACUACCCCUCCCUCCGCUCAGAGGAAAAUAGCCCAACACCCACAGAUCUGCCCUCCGGCCCGCAUACCUUCAGACUGGACGAGUUAGCAUACACGCGCAGUGGAGACAAAGGGGACUCCUCAAACAUCGGGGUUAUUGCAAGACAUCCACUGUAUUUCCCCUACCUGAAAAAGUGUUUAACUGCUGAAGUUGUGGAGCAGUAUUUCCAACAUUUGAUCAGAAAGGAUCAGACUGAUCUACCCUCCGUCAUACGGUACGAACUGCCCGGCAUUCAUGGUCUGAACUUCAUUCUUCCAAACUCACUUGGAGGGGGAGGGGUGGCGUCACUGCGCAGCGACCCUCAGCGCAUCAGCAGCUCUUCAGCAGCUCUUCAGCAGCGCAUCAGCAGCUUUUCAGCAGCUCUUCAGCAGCGCAUCAGCAGCUUUUCAGCAGCUCUUCAGCAGCGCCCAAUAGUCUUUGCGCUAGCGCAGUGACGUCAUGACGGCCCGCUGCUCCUUAGAAUAAAAAGAAGCGGGGAAGUGAAUCCUGAGCAGCACUGCAAA
This is a messenger RNA of Sinocyclocheilus rhinocerous, 1095 nucleotides long. RefSeq lists its product as uncharacterized. Lineage: Eukaryota; Metazoa; Chordata; Actinopteri; Cypriniformes; Cyprinidae. The coding region runs from base 1 to 1026 and encodes 341 amino acids. The record is from RefSeq and is a predicted model, not a curated record. The transcript has 11 exons.